AUGGCUAAUAACUCGUCAAGCUAUGUUAACCUACUACAGAGUCAACUUCCAGUUGAUCUUGAUGCAGCCGAACCUUUAUGGUUAGGUAGCGAAGGUCCUGAUGAGGCUUAUGUGAUGUCUGGUAGCGAAGUGCCUGAAGCGUCUGGUGUGAAGUCAACUCCCCAACAAUCUGAGAGAAGGAAAUGGUCUCCCAAAGAGGAUAUAAUCCUCAUUGGAGCAUGGUUUAACACCAGUAAAGACCCGAUCGUGAGCAAUGAGCAGAAAGGUGGAGCAUUUUGGAAGCGGAUUGUGGAGUACUACAACGCAAACCCUAUCUUGGUUGGGACAAUACCGAGAGAGCUUGGUCCUUGCAAGCAGAGGUGGUCUCGGAUUAACGACCACGUUUCAAAGUUUUGUGGUUGCUAUGAUCGAGCUCUUCGGCAGCAAAGAAGUGGUCAGAAUGGUGACGAUGUGAUGAAGGCUGCUUUAGAUUCAUUCUUCACUAUUAUGAACUUAAGGUUCACCAUGGAUCACUGCUGGAGGGAGCUGAGGUAUGACCAGAAAUGGUGCUCCCUGGUUCAGGGUAAGCACACUGUUAAGGAGAAGCGCAAAUGUCUGAAUUGCUUUGAUGUCUUCUCUGUUUGGUUAAGGCUGAAGUUGGUCACGGGUGCACUGAAGGUUGGGCAAGUCACGGGUGCAUUAGGAGUAGUGCAAGUCACGGGUGCAUUAGGAGUAGUGCAAGUCACGGGUGCUUUGAAGUAG
Raphanus sativus (radish) is the source of this 741-nucleotide messenger RNA. Its product is annotated as glutathione S-transferase T3-like. The record is from RefSeq and is a predicted model, not a curated record. The transcript is spliced from 2 exons. NCBI's taxonomy places the organism in Eukaryota, Viridiplantae, Streptophyta, Magnoliopsida, Brassicales, Brassicaceae. The coding region runs from base 1 to 741 and encodes 246 amino acids.